CUCUCCGAUGACAAUCCCCUUACCAGGGAAAUGUUCAACGAGGAGGUGAGAAGACUGGGAGCGGAAACAGUCUUGCAGCCACACAUUCGAUCCAUCAGGCCUGAUCAAGUCAUGCCAGAUGGCGAGAUCCCUGAAUCGGAAGAAUAUGCCUCUGCUUCACAAUCACUGGGACGAGGUUUGACCAUGUUUGUUGACCCUGGAGAGAGUACCCAGGAUGUGAAAAAUGCAGUCUCUGCCGCGUACGUAGAACUUCGGCCAAAAAUUUUCAAGUGCUAUCGAAGGUCCGGGGAACUGGGCAAAGAUGAAGUGUACUUUACUUGGGGAUUUGGUGGUGAUAAUGGGGAGGAAUCUUGGCACAAAACCGAAGAAUUCGGCUCAGUUGUGAAAGACAUUGUUCUUGACUUCCCUAAUCCUCCCCAUCUUUUCAAAGGUUGGAUCCAGAAAUGUCUAGCUGGCACCAUGAUAUGCUGGGAAGCAGAUCAUAGCAGUUCGGAGUGGCGUGAGAAAGUGAAAUUGGCUAUGUCGGAGCUAGCGAGAAUGGCCAGGAAUUUGAGUAUCGAUGUGGGGAACGACUCCCUAAACGAGUUGAUUGGUCUUCUUCCAGGAUUCAGUGAAUACAGCGAUAUGACCUUUUGGAUUGAGAAUAUCGCGACUCUCAUCAGUGCGCUGCUUGAUUGGCUCAAAAACAAAGAUGACAAGGUCAAAGAGAAUAAUUAUGGCUGGUCAAAAGAGUGGUUAAUUCAA
Messenger RNA from Talaromyces proteolyticus, 744 nucleotides. RefSeq lists its product as uncharacterized. Lineage: Eukaryota; Fungi; Ascomycota; Eurotiomycetes; Eurotiales; Trichocomaceae. The transcript has a single exon. The annotation marks the transcript as partial. The record is from RefSeq and is a predicted model, not a curated record.